Molecule: messenger RNA, 2891 nt
Organism: Lates calcarifer (barramundi perch)
Lineage: Eukaryota; Metazoa; Chordata; Actinopteri; Centropomidae
Product: protocadherin gamma-C5-like
Exons: 1
Coding region: 267-2834 (855 amino acids)
Biological process (GO): homophilic cell-cell adhesion
Cellular component (GO): plasma membrane
Molecular function (GO): calcium ion binding
Source: RefSeq, a predicted model, not a curated record
UAGGGCGACUGUGUCUUUAAAAGCAUUACUCACCUCCCUCCUUAUUGGAUAGUAGAGAUGGGUACUGUGCACCAAUGAAACGUUGAACUAUACAAAGAGAUCUACUCCCUCCCCCAUGCAGCCUCAGCACCAUAAACACUUACAUUGCAAUAAGGUAGAUGAGAGGGAGUGAUGCUCUUUUCGGAAUUAAAACGAAAAUCUUUAUUUACUUUCUGCUAUGACGUGAUUUUGGAUCUUUGUUUUGGAUUAAUGCUUUAUGGCAAUGGAUGGUAACUAUCUUCUUUUUGAUUACCUCACUGGGAAAUAAUCCUAACGGACCGGGGAUGACAAAGAGAAUAGGGUACCGAGACUGGAGAUGGCAGGCGCUUUGGUGGCAUCAUUUCUUUCUCUUGUGGACUACAAUAGACGGACAGACUCGUUACAGCAUCCCAGAGGAACUAAAACAGGGCUCUGUGGUAGGAAAUUUAGCCAAAGAUCUGGGUUUGGGGCUGUCUGAGAUUUUUGACCGUAAGCUGCGAGUCGCCUCUGAGGCUGGUAAGCAGUAUUUCAGUGUGGAUGCGGGGAAGGGCGAGCUGGUGGUGAAUGACAGAAUAGACAGAGAGGCUUUAUGUGGACAAAGCGCCAGCUGCGUGUUAACUCUUCAAGUAGUUAUUGAUAAACCGUUACAAUUGUACCGAGUCGAGGUGGAAAUACAGGAUAUUAAUGACAAUUCUCCAAUAUUUCCCUCGCAAGAUAUUAUAUUAGAAAUAUCAGAGUCGACAGCGGCAGGGGCACGUUUUCCACUCGAGACUGCACAAGAUCUUGAUGUUGGAGUAAAUUCCGUUAGGUCAUAUACCAUAAGUAAAGAUGACUUUUUUAGUUUAAAGAUAAAAGACGUAUCUGGUGGGAGGAAAGUCCCAGAGCUAGUCUUGUCUAAAUCUCUGGAUAGGGAGAAAAAGACGAGACAUCAGCUUCAACUAACAGCCCUCGACGGGGGAAACCCAGUGAAAUCUGGGACAUCUCUGAUAACUAUAAAUGUGCUUGAUAUUAAUGAUAAUUUUCCUGUAUUUGAGAAAAAUAUUUACAAAGUCUCCAUAAGUGAAAACAGUGUACAAGGUGCAUCUAUUCUUAAACUAACAGCAAAAGACAUUGAUGAAGGUCCUAAUGGAGAAGUAGAGUAUUCAUUUGGAAUUCACACACCAGAUACUGUCCUGUCUGUGUUUGAUAUUGAUUCAUCAACCGGAGAAAUAGGUCUUAUAGGGAAAUUAGAUUUUGAAACGAAUGCAAAUUAUGAAAUUGAUAUUAGCGCAAAAGACAAAGGAGCACCGAGAAUGGAGGGGCAUUGCACUGUCCACAUAGAGUUGAUGGAUGUUAAUGAUAAUGCUCCAAAUAUAUUUCUGACCUCCCAACCAAACUCUGUGCCUGAGGACGCACCAAGUGGUACAGUAGUAGCUCUAAUCAGUGCUCGAGACCUUGACUCUGGUGACAACGGUAAAGUGUCAUUACAGCUCCCCAAGGGUUCUCCUUUUAACCUGAAACCCUCUUUUUCUGAUAAUUAUGCACUGGUUACCGGUGGUCCUUUAGACCGAGAGCGUUUCUCAGAGUAUAACAUUGAGAUAACGGCCAUUGAUUCAGGCUCUCCUCCUCUGUCGACUAAGAAAACUAUAAAUGUCACCAUUACUGAUGUAAAUGACAACCCACCUGUAUUCACGCAGCCCACCUAUGUUGUAUAUUUAAAAGAGAAUGGGGUACCAGGCUCUAUACUGUACUCAGUAUCAGCCUCUGACCUGGACUUUGGUGAAAACGCCAAAAUCUCUUACUCUAUACUGGACUCUAAAGUGCAGGACGUUUCUGUCUCAUCCUAUGUUUACAUUAACUCAGAUAACGGCAGCAUCUACAGCAUGCACUCGUUUGACUAUGAGAAACUGAAGGUGUUUCAGAUUCAGGUUCAGGCAAAGGAUCAGGGCUCCCCAUCUCUCAGCAGCAACGCCACUGUCCAUGUUUUUAUCCUGGACCAGAACGACAACGCCCCCGCUGUUAUUUACCCCUCCUCCGCUGCCCUGGGCUCCCUCUCUCACCAGAGGAUGCCCCGCUCCGCUAAAGCAGGUCACCUGGUUACUAAGGUGACGGCCGUGGACGCUGACUCGGGCCAUAACGCCUGGAUCUCCUACAAACUGGCGGAGGCCACAGACGCCUCUCUGUUCACCGUCAAUCUGUACACAGGGGAGGUGAGGACUAAACGCGCGGUGUCCGAGCAGGACGACUCCUCUCAGAGGCUGCUUAUAGAGAUCAAGGACGACGGGGAACCGGUCCAGUCCUCCACCGUCACGGUGUCCAUCCUGCUGGAGGACGGUCUCCAUGAGCCCAUAUUAGACCUCCGACAGAAAAUGGCCGAGCCCAGCAAGAAAAAUGGCAGAAUCACCCUUUAUUUGAUUCUCUCUCUGGCCUCGGUGUCCGUGCUGUCUCUGCUGACUUUUCUCAUCUUAACGGUUAAAUGCAUCAGGAACAGCAGAAGCAGCGGUAGUUGCUGCAUGAGACGGACCGACUGUGAUGAUUACAAGAACCCCAACAGAAACCUGCAGAUUCAGCUCAACACUGAUGGACCUAUAAAGUACGUGGAGGUCCUGGGAGGAGACAUGUUGUCUCAGAGUCAGUCCUUCAGGUCCUGUAUGUCUCCAAUGUCAGAGUACAGUGAUUUCACUUUGAUUAAACCCAGCAGCACCACUGACUUUAAGGAGGUGAUCAGUGUCCUGGAUGCGUCUUUACCCGACAGCACCUGGACCUUUGAGAGCCAGCAGGUGAGCAGAAAACAAAAGAUCUGCUGUUGUAUAUUUUCAGUCAUUAUUGGCAUAUAAAUUACCUUUUUUAACCACAACUGUGUUGAUUAAUGUGUAGGGAAAGAGACAUGUUGG